AUGCCAACGUCCCAGAUGUUCCCUGCCACACUCACCAGUCUGUUCAUCUCUGGAGAAACAUUUACACAUUCCCUGGACAACGUGCUCCCUGCAUCCAUCACCUUUUUGGACCUGAGCCAAGCCUACGCUUGGAAUCUGCCCAUCAAGGCUGCGGCAAUGCCUCCACGCCUCAAGUUCCUAAUACUUGGCGAGGGCUUUGAACAGGGCUUUGAAGACGACAAUCGACAUCCUUGGCCACGUGGAAUAACAAUCAAUUUAAAGCUGACCAAGUUCAACCAUCCUGUGAUUCCCAAUGCACAGGACUUAACACUCUACCUCCCAUUGACAUUCAAUCAAGAGUGGAUCCAGUGUCCAAACAUUCAAACACUUUACUUGAAUAUGGCCACUCCAAGAUUCCACUCUGACAUCGUUUGUACCACACUUAAACGGUUGGUGCUGUCAGACAUGAAGGCCCACGCGCUCAUGUUCAUCACACAAUCCAGGUUCCCAAUAUUGGAGUCCAUUGAGAUUAUAAGACUGGUCAGUGAGGAUCAACAACAUGGCGACCUCAUCAGUCUGGAGAUUGCAUCAAUGCCAUUAACAUUGAAUGCCAUGGUCAUUGGCGUCAAAUCUCCAUCACAAGUGACAUUCACAUCAUUUCCCCAAGGUGUUGUCCGGCUCACUAUCGACUGCGAAUACUUUAGAUUGUCCAAAGGGUUGAUACCAUCAUCCGUCAACAAACUCAAUCUGAUCAACUAUAAUCAUCAUGUCCAUGCUGAUGUCCUCCCGCACGCACUCACCUCACUCGACAUGGAUAAUGAUAAGUUUGAUCCAUCAACAUUGCCCAACACACUCAAGUCGUUGUCAUACUACCUCAAUGCAGAUGACCUUAGUAAGAGUGAUGUAUACAACUCCAUAUCAAAUGUCAUCGACAAUAUGCCAAUGUCCAUUACCAAGUUAUGUGUUGCUUUAUUUGGUAGCCCAUAUCGGGUCAGGCGAAUAUCCAACACAAUGUUCUUCUACAUACCCAAGUUCAGUCUACAAAGCUGUUUCUUCAUCAGCAAAGAUUCACUUUGUCAAUUCAUAUCAUCAAACAUAUAA
Molecule: messenger RNA, 1080 nt
Organism: Acytostelium subglobosum LB1
Lineage: Eukaryota; Evosea; Eumycetozoa; Acytosteliales; Acytosteliaceae
Exons: 1
Coding region: 1-1080 (359 amino acids)
Source: RefSeq, a predicted model, not a curated record